AUGUUAACUUUCAAUUAUCCGUCUGCAACGAACUCAAUGCCUUUGUUCAAAAUGACGAAAACCUCGUCCACCGCGACCUUGGUGGCCUGGCUGGUUUUGGGUGCUGCGGGCGCAAUGGCGCUGAGCAUACCGCAGUCCAUCGCCCACACCAAGGUUCUCGCGAGGGCUGAAGACGUGAAGGCCGAGUAUGACUACGUAAUCGUUGGAGGAGGUACAGCCGGCUUGACCGUCGCUGAUAGACUCACCGAGAAUGGAAAACACACUGUCCUUGUGAUUGAGCUUGGUAUAUUUGACAACUCGACUUCGGUAAACACUGUCGCUGGAGGCGCCGCAGCAUUUGCUGAUCCUUCCCACCUAUUCGGCUUCGCUUCCGUCCCCCAGGAGGGUCUGAACGGUCGCAACUUCACUGUUUUUGGUGGUGUCAUGCUCGGGGGCUCAUCCGGAGUCAACGGUAUGCAGGUUCAUCGAGGACAAAAGGAUGACUACAACCGGUGGGGAUCGUACUUCAGUGACAGUUCCGAAUGGAGCUGGGAAGGCCUUUUGCCAUACUUCAAAAAGGCCUGGAAUUUCCACCCUCCUACCCCUGAGCUGACAGAGCCGUUCGAUAUCAAAUAUGAUGAAAGCUUUUGGGGCGAUUCGUCCGACGUUCAUGCUUCGUUCCCUACAUUCCAAUACCCGAUGCUAAAAACUGAGGUCGCCGCAUUUGGAGAGAUUGAAGGAGUCAAGCAUCCAGAGGACUCAGGAGCCGGCGAACCCGGCGUGUUCUGGUACCCCAUGUCUGCCGAUCCAUCUACAAUGACUAGGUCAAUGUCUAGAAACGGACAUUGGGACGAUAUUGAAGCUGUCCGUGAUAACUAUGAGACAGUUACCGGGCAGAAGGUGCUCCGGGUGCUGUUCGAUGGUCAAACAGCUACUGGUGUUUCUUUCGUUCAAGCGAACGCGACCAGUGCCGAGAGAGCGCAAACAGUCAAGGCCAAGAAAGAAGUUGUUAUCGCUGCUGGCACAAUUCAUACGCCUCAGAUCCUCCAACGUAGCGGUAUCGGCGGGAAGACCCUGCUGGAAGCCGCCAAUAUCGAUGUCGUUGUCGAUUUGCCCGGCGUCGGGCAUAAUUUCCAAGAUCAUCCUCUCGGUGCAGGUGCUACAUUCUCUUUCACAAACUUCGACGUCCACCCCGAUCCAACCGAUCUUCAGACAAACCAGACCUUCAUUGACGAAGCUAAAGCCGAGUUCGAGGCUAAGCGAACAGGGCCCUUGACCAUCGCUUCUGGAAAUGCAGCCUGUUUUCUCCCUUUCCCAGUUGUCGCGCCAGCCUCUUUUGAGAAGAUUGCUUCGGCCUAUGAGUCCCAGGAUCCGGGAGCCUACCUCCCUGAGCGUACUGAUGCCACCGUUAUCGCUGGCUACGCAGCUCAGCAGAAGGCUCUUGCGGCAGCAAUGCGUUCUAAUGGUUCUGCGUUUUACAACCACUUCCUCCGUGGUGCUGAUAUCGAGGGCGCUUUUGUAACCCUUCAUCCACUCUCCCGCGGCACCAUUGAGAUCGAUCCCACCGACCCCUUUUUCAAAGAGCCUAUCGUCGACUACCGCGCCCUCAGCAACCCCGCCGAUCUUGACGUGCAGGUAGAGUUCAUUCGUUUCGCACGCAAGUACUUCCUGGAGACGAGCCUUGCGGAGUUCAAGCCUGUAGAACUGGUUCCAGGCGCCAAUGUCACAAGCUUCGAGGCGUUGAGCAACGCGCUCAGAAGCCAGUUGAGCCCGACCACGUUUCACCCAAUCGGUACAGCGGCCAUGUUGCCGAGAGAGCUUGGCGGUGUUGUUGAUGAGAAGUUGUUGGUCUAUGGCGUCGAGGGGCUGAGUGUUGUUGAUGCUAGCGUGCAGCCUGACCUACCAGGAGCUUACACGCAGCAGACCGUUUAUGCAGUUGCCGAAAAAGCUGCGGAUUUGAUUAAGGCGCGAGCAUGCAAGGUGUCUCGCCGGGGGCUUAUUACUACUACGACUGGCAAACGUUGA
This is a messenger RNA of Colletotrichum truncatum, 2004 nucleotides long. Its product is annotated as Pyranose dehydrogenase 1-like protein 3. Lineage: Eukaryota; Fungi; Ascomycota; Sordariomycetes; Glomerellales; Glomerellaceae. The record is from RefSeq and is a predicted model, not a curated record. Gene Ontology annotation, biological process: secondary metabolite biosynthetic process. Gene Ontology annotation, molecular function: oxidoreductase activity, acting on CH-OH group of donors; flavin adenine dinucleotide binding.